AUGAAGAGAAAUCAAAAUAUUUAUUGUACAACAGUGAUAUAAAAAAGGUUCAAAUUUAACAAAAGAGGAAAAAGUUCUGAAUCAAAAACUGAAGGUACAUUGAAUAAUACUGCUUAAUUGAUAAUGUUAUCACUUCCUUACUUUUGUACAAAUCAUAAUAAAAGAUAAACUAUAUUGAAAAAAUGGAAAUAAAUUAUAUGGGGAGUUAGAAUAAUAUUAAGAUAUAAGAAGAUAUUCAAAGAACAAGCCUUUUUUGAUUAGUUAUCCAAAUUGCCAAAAAGAAGAAAACUUUCAUCUCCAACAUCUGGAAAUAGAAGUCCAAAGAAGAGGAGAAUACCAGCACCAUCAAGUGACAAAAUUAAUUUUACUAUUAUUACUAAAGACUUGCCAGAGGAUACAAGUCGUAGUAAGACAAGUCGAAAAAUGAAAAAUCAACUUUCAGAAAAUUUCUAAAAAUCUAUUUACUAUUAAAAUUAGAAAUAGUAGGAGUUAAGAUUAGAAAGAUUAAGAAAUAAUAGUUUACAUCAAUUGCUAAAUUCUUAAUAAAAUCAAUCAUUAGCCACAGUCAGAACAUAAUCUGUUUUAAUAAGAAAGAUAAGAAUAAAAAGACAAUCAAUAUAAUGA
Paramecium primaurelia is the source of this 624-nucleotide messenger RNA. The record is from the annotation of a GenBank genome assembly. Lineage: Eukaryota; Ciliophora; Oligohymenophorea; Peniculida; Parameciidae.